UGCCGUUCCAUACCGCAUGCUCUUGUAGUAUAGGGCUUAGGACAUUUACUUUAUUCUAACAAACUAUUUCCUGUGUAUUUCGCCAACAUCUUGUUUUGAUUCAUCAGGGUCACUGAAGAAAAAGGUUUCUGUAAACAUGCUGCCGAGUCGUUCUCCGCCACACGACUGGCUUGAGGAGUCGGAACCGCUGCUGUUUGAUGACGAGUUUUGCCAGAACUUAAUUAAGGAUCUGCAGUCGAUUCCGACCCCACCGCAGUCUCCACCGAUCAAGGUCGGCCUCGGCAAGUCCUUAUCCAGCGUGGAUCAGCUCGAGUUGGUGUCGGAGCUUUUGCUCGAGGACGGUGACUUUUUGCACUUGAACUGGAAUUCUGAUUUAGGUGAUGUUUGUGCGAGGCAGCCUGACUCGGAUGACUGUCUGUGGCCCUGCGCUGCGGAGAAAUCGCUCGAAGAAAAGACGUCCGUCCUUUCUACGAGUCCUCUGCUGUCGGUUAUCGAUACGGAGAUCUUUGCCGAGCUCGUCGGUUCCACGUUGGAUUGUCGCGGCGCUGCGGCCGCGUGUGAGGCGCUCAUGGAGAGCGAGAACUUCAUCCUGAACACUCCUGAGCUCAGCGAGACCUCCUCCGAUUAUGGCUCCUUGUCUGCGGCCGGAGAAUCAUCCAGCGAUUCUGAGGAGGAGAUUGAUGUGGUGACCGUUCGCCGCUGCAACACAUUCACUCGCUCACAGCAGCAGAAAGAUGAUGACAGACGCGAGCAGGCGCUGAAACGCUGUCACUUUGAGAUCCAGCAGCAACAUAACUACGCCGCUCCUCGGCCCACCUCACCCCCACUUCCUUUGCCGAGUGUAAAACGCGUCCGUGGAAAUACAAGACACUUCACCUCCCGCCAUACCUGUGACCUGGAGGAUGACGAGGAGCGCCGCAGGACCCAUAACGUUAUGGAGCGGCAACGACGUAAUGAGUUGAAGAACUGCUUUCUACGUCUGCGCGAUCACGUGCCUGAGUUGUCAAACAACGACAAAGCAUCCAAGGUGAUGAUACUGAAACGAGCCAAGGAGAGCAUCCGCAACUUGGAAUCAGAGACACAGAGGCUCGGUCAAAAGAGAGACAGGCUGAGAAAGAAACAGGAACAGCUCAAGGCCAGAUUGGAACUGCUCAAACGGCUUUGAGGCUUUUGAAGAAUGUUUUGGGACUUGAUACAUCUGGAAUACUGUUUGGAACAUGGUCAGCAUUCACAGGCUGUCCCAGUGAUGCUGCACAUGAGCAAAGCAGUAUGAUUUAACAACUGUUCAUCUCAACGGAGAUGGCUGGAUUUUUUUUUUUAAAGUUUCUGUAAAGUUGUUCCUGGAGAGAUGCCUCUUCAAUGCAAAAAUUGUUCUUGGAGAAUUUCUUUAAAGCUAUACCAAAACUAUUAGUCUUAAAAUGAGUGGUAUUUUUCUAUAGAGUUUGUUUACCUUAACCCUUUGUCAGUCUAAACCAUCAUUUAAUCUGUGUAAAUUGUGGUCCCUUAUAUUUGUUGAAAAUCUUAAUAGCUUGUAUCCCCCCGACCCAAAGACAGAGCCACACUAGGGAUGUGCAUCUCCAUCGCUGAGGCCGAUGUGAUACACAUCUUGAUGCAAUGCCAGUGAUCUGGUAUAUGUUAAAGGUGGAUAUGAAGCAACUGUUAAUGCAAAACUAUAUAUGAUUUUACCCCAAAUGAAAUGUAGUGCAUUUUGACAUGAUUUUAUUUGGCACAAUGUGAGUCAAUGCUAUGCAAUUCAAGAUUGACUUGCUAAACAUUUGAUUUGUAGCAAUUUGAUAAUGUAUGGCUUUUCUUUCUCCGCCAUGAUUGGUGACACGCCUGGGCAGGCCUGGAACUCACACAAGACUUGGCUGAGAGACUUGAUGAAAAUUGGUUUCAGACAGCAGUGGAGAUAAGAGACAUCAAUCUGAAUAUAAAAUUAUUGGUCAUAUUUCCAAGUCAUAAAGGAAUUGGGCAUCUUCUAAUAAUUGGGUCAGAGUUUACUGAUGCAAAAAUAUUAGAAACGAAUCAUUGAGUUCAUCCAAAAUUGUACCUUUUGCAAUUUUAAUUUUUUUCCCCUUUCCUUAAAUUGAAUCUGGGCAGUCACGUCAUGAACUUUUAUGCUGGUGCACUGAUGUGAAUCAGUGAGUCUUCCCAUCCCCCCCCCAAUGAUCAUGUGCUACUGAUGUAUGAUUUUGGGCUGGAUCCAAAAAUGGCCAGAGUUCUGGGGAUGAAUGUGAUGUCUGUAAGUGGUUUUGUUUUUAAUGGUAAGAUUUAUAAUACAGUCUAGGCAUUUGUGUACUGGAAUGACAAGUCCAUUUGCAUUACCAUUUGUAGUUGGGAGUGUCAUUCAAAACACGAGUGUUCAUAUUUGAAUACAGUUGUCUAGUGUUUUUAUAUAUAUAAUUUUUUUUUUCAUCCUCUUAUCUACCUCUGCCAAAGAGACUGGGAUUAUUAUUGCCUUUAUAAUGGCAACUGUAUAAAAUUCAGGGUUUUUUUUUUUUUUUUUGUCACUUAAUUAUGUAUGAUAAAUUAUUUAGAUCUUUUGUUU
This is a messenger RNA of Neoarius graeffei (lesser salmon catfish), 2548 nucleotides long. It is a transcript of the gene mych, whose product is annotated as myelocytomatosis oncogene homolog. Bases 137 to 1165 code for a protein of 342 amino acids. The transcript has 3 exons. Gene Ontology annotation, biological process: regulation of transcription by RNA polymerase II; positive regulation of cell population proliferation. Gene Ontology annotation, molecular function: RNA polymerase II cis-regulatory region sequence-specific DNA binding; DNA-binding transcription factor activity, RNA polymerase II-specific; protein dimerization activity. Lineage: Eukaryota; Metazoa; Chordata; Actinopteri; Siluriformes; Ariidae. The record is from RefSeq and is a predicted model, not a curated record.